UUUGUCUUGCAGCAGCAAAAGAACCUAGAGGGAUACGUGGGCUUCGCAAGCCUCCCCAACCAAGUGUACAGGAAGUCUGUCAAGAGGGGCUUUGAGUUCACCCUGAUGGUCGUCGGUGAGUCAGGGUUGGGCAAAUCUACGUUGAUCAACUCUCUCUUCCUCACCGACCUGUACUCGUCAGAGUAUCCCGGACCUUCACAUCGAAUCAAGAAGACUGUCCAGGUGGAACAAUCCAAAGUGCUCAUUAAGGAAGGCGGCGUGCAGCUGUUGCUCACAAUUGUCGACACCCCCGGCUUUGGAGAUGCCGUCGACAACAGCAACUGCUGGCAGCCAAUCAUCGACCACAUCGACAGCAAGUUCGAGGACUACCUGAACUCUGAAUCGCGGGUGAACCGACGACAGAUGCCCGACAGCCGAAUUCACUGCUGCCUCUACUUCAUUGCGCCGUCAGGACACGGCCUGAAGCCCCUCGACAUCGAGUUCAUGAAGCGUCUUCACGAGAAAGUCAAUGUCAUCCCGCUGAUCGCCAAAGCAGACACGCUCACGCCAGAGGAAUGCCAGCAGUUCAAGAAGCAGAUCAUGCGGGAGAUCCAGGAGCACAAGAUUAAGAUCUACGAGUUCCCUGAGACGGAUGAUGAAGAGGAAAACCGUCUUGUGAAGAAGAUCAAGGACAAGCUGCCUUUAGCCGUGGUGGGCAGCAACACCAUCAUUGAGGUGAACAGCAAACGUGUCAGAGGACGACAGUACCCCUGGGGGGUCGCAGAAGUGGAGAACAGCGAUCACUGUGACUUCACCAUUCUCAGAGACAUGCUCAUUAGGACUCACAUGCAGGACUUGAAGGACGUGACUAACAACGUCCACUACGAGAACUACCGCAGCAGGAAGCUGGCUGCCGUCACCUACAAUGGCGUGGAGAACAACCGGGCCAAGGGGCAAUUGUCCACCAAACUUGAUGCAGUCGAAGGAAUGAGUCCUCUAGCCCAAAUGGAGGAGGAGCGGCGGGAGCACGUGACCAAGAUGAAGAAGAUGGAGAUGGAAAUGGAGCAGGUCUUUGAGAUGAAAGUCAAGGAGAAAGUGCAGAAACUCAAAGACUCCGAAGCCGAGCUUCAACGGCGCCAUGAGCAGAUGAAGAAGAACCUGGAGGCGCAGCACAAGGAGCUGGAAGAGAAGCGACGUGUCUUUGAGGAGGAGCGAGCCAACUGGGAGGCCCAGCAGCGCCUGGAGCAGCAGAAAUUGGAGGCCUCCAGAACUCUGGAGAAGAACAAAAAGAAAGGCAAGAUCUUUUAA
Molecule: messenger RNA, 1287 nt
Organism: Nerophis lumbriciformis (worm pipefish)
Lineage: Eukaryota; Metazoa; Chordata; Actinopteri; Syngnathiformes; Syngnathidae
Source: RefSeq, a predicted model, not a curated record